AUGAAUGGUUUUGUUCGGCAGUGGGGAGAAUCUGCGCCUUCUCGUUCCACGCCGAAGGGCCCUCCACGCAUCUUCGAUCCUAUUCCGUUUGUCUUCAACACCCUCCAAUUCGUGUUCAAUAAUGACAAGUUUAUGAAUCGAGCCACCCAGGCUCUCGAGAAUUCUCCCGUCGUCAAGUUCUGGUUUGCAGGCAAGCCUGUCUAUCUCGUCGCAGGACUGAAGAAUUAUCAAAGCAUCUUCGCCUCCCGUGACUUGACAUACAAUGGCAUAAUGCUGCAAAUUGGCUUUCCCAGGCUCUGGAGAAUGAGCGACAGUGAGGUAAAACGCUUUGCAGAUGAUCGAUCAGGAAUCAGAGAAACGCCACUUCCAGGCACCGAGCAUAUUGCACCUGAGCAGCGUUACUGGGCUCCGAAGUACCAUGUGCUGUACGAGUUCUUGAGUCGGCCACAUCAACUCAAGCCCAUUGUCGACCAAUUCACGAAUCAGUUCUCGCAGGUGGUGGAAAAAUACCCCGUUGGGGAGUGGACGAACUUGAGUAUUGAUAAAUUGACUCGGGGAGAUUUUACGCGGUGCGCCAUUACCACGCUCUUUGGGCCAACUAUCUUCGAGUUGAACCCAGACUUUCUUGAUGCCUUCUGGGAUUUCGACUCUUACGCCGGUGUCUUGGUUUAUGGGUUGCCGGAAUGGAUGUAUCCAGCGCCAUUCAGGGCUUCGGAUCGCUUCCUCGACAGGAUCGAGAAGUAUGUGGAGGCUGGCCUGAAGAACUUCAAUUGGGAUGGCUCCGAAGUCGAUGUACAAUGGGAACCGCGUUUUGGGAGUCGUGUCACCCGUGAGCUCGCCAAGUGGCUCACGGAUGCUGGAUUCCGACGCAAAACUGUUGCUGGAGGACUGGGAACGCUCCUUUUUGGGCAGAACUCCAACACAAUUCCUGUCGUCAGUUGGAUGCUGAUGGAACUCAACAAGGACCCUGCGCUGUUGAAAGCGGUGCGUGAAGAGGUCGCUGGUGCUUUCGUGACGGACUCUAGCACCGGUGAACGCACACUCGAUGUCCAGAAGGCAACUUCGCUCCCACUAUUGCAAUCCCUUUGGACCGAGAUCUUGCGUUUCCGUGUAUCCAUGGUCAUCAUGCGAACCGUUGAAGAACCCAUCUCCAUUGGCGGGGUCAACAUCGCCAAAGGAUCACUAAUACAUGCGUAUUCGCGAAUAUCACAAACUGACGAGGAGACCUGGGGAACAUCACAGCACCCGGCUGAUCAAUUUUGGGCGGAGAGACACAUCAACUUCGUUGAGGAGAAGGACUGGACGGGUCAACUCUGCAAGAGGCGUGAGUUCGCACUGGCUGCUAGCCCCGCCGGCUUCUUUCCAUUUGGCGGUGGAGUUCCUAUUUGCCCAGGGCGUCACUUCGCCAAGAGUGAGGUAUUCGCCAUGCUGGCAAUCCUGGUUGACCGAUUCGAGAUGGAGUUUGUUAGUUGGACAAACUUUGACGGCUCGCCUUCUGAUAGACCGGCCGAGAGUAACAAGCGUUUCUCCGGAAUUGGGUCGCUUCCUCCUGAUCGCGACAUGAUAGUACGUUGGAAGCGCAUUUGGUAG
Mollisia scopiformis is the source of this 1590-nucleotide messenger RNA. Its product is annotated as cytochrome P450. Gene Ontology annotation, molecular function: heme binding; steroid hydroxylase activity; iron ion binding. Lineage: Eukaryota; Fungi; Ascomycota; Leotiomycetes; Helotiales; Mollisiaceae. The transcript has 5 exons. The coding region runs from base 1 to 1590 and encodes 529 amino acids. The record is from RefSeq and is a predicted model, not a curated record.